CCUUGGGCACCCUGCGCCGGGCCCUGUGCCGGGCCCGCAGGUACUCAAUAAAAUAUGCUGUUGUCAAUAGGAAUGCUGAUGUUGUCUGCCACUCAGAUAUACACUAUCCUGACUGUUCAGUUAUUUGCUUUCCUGAACCUUUUACCUGUGGAGGCAGAUAUUUUAGCAUAUAACCUUGAAAAUGGAACGCAGACCUUUGAUGAUCUACCUGCUAGAUUUGGCUACAGACUGCCAGCGGAAGGCUUGAAGGGAUUCCUAAUAAAUUCAAAACCAGAAAAUGCCUGUGAGCCUAUAGCCCCACCUCCACUAAGAGACAACUCCUCCAGUGCUUUUAUUGUGUUAAUCCGAAGGCUUGAGUGCAACUUUGAUAUCAAGGUUUUAAAUGCACAGAGAGCUGGAUACAAGGCAGCUAUAGUUCACAAUGUUGAUUCUGACGACCUCAUAAGCAUGGGAUCCAACGACAUUGAGGUUUUGAAGAAGAUUGACAUUCCUUCUGUCUUCAUUGGUGAGACAUCAGCCCGUUCUCUUAAAGAAGAAUUUACUUAUGAAAAGGGUGGCCAUGUAGUGUUGAUCCCAGAGUUCAGUCUUCCUUUGGAGUACUACUUAAUCCCUUUCCUAAUAAUAGUGGGCAUCUGUCUUAUUCUCAUUGUCAUCUUUAUGAUCACAAAAUUCGUGCAAGACAGACACAGAGCAAGAAGGAAUCGGCUUAGGAAGGAUCAGCUGAAGAAACUUCCUGUACAUAAAUUUAAGAAAGGAGAUGAAUAUGAUGUAUGUGCCAUUUGUCUGGAUGAAUAUGAGGAUGGAGACAAGCUCAGAAUCCUUCCAUGUUCUCAUGCAUAUCACUGCAAGUGUGUGGACCCCUGGCUGACAAAAACAAAAAAGACCUGUCCCGUGUGCAAGCAGAAAGUGGUCCCUUCGCAGGGGGACUCUGACUCGGAGACGGACAGCAGCCAGGAAGAGAACGAAGUGUCUGAAAACACUCCUCUGCUCAGGCCCUUGGCCUCAGUCAGCACUCAGUCCUUUGGGGCUCUCUCGGAGUCUCACUCCCACCAGAACAUGACCGAGUCCUCAGAGUACGAGGAGGACGACAACGACAACAUCGACAGCAGCGACGCGGAGAACGGAGCCAGCCAGGAGAGCGUCGUGGUGCAGCUGCAGCCCGGAGACGACAGGGAGUACCGAGUGGCCAACACUGUCUGAGACUACUAACCACCAGUAGUGUAUGAGCAGGUGUUCUUCAGGCUAUGCUUUACAAACCUUUACGUAGGGAGUAUAUUUUAACCUGUAAUCCUUUUGGUUUCUUCGGUAGGAGCAGCAGUUCAUGUAGUAGUACUAUGGUUAAAUCAUUGCCGCUAGGUUUGGUUUUGAUUCAGGUAUUCAGCCACACAUUCUGUCUUCUCAAAGCAGUUAACUGGACUUCACCACACUAAUGAACAACCUUAAUAGCUUCUCUCAAUAGAAGUAUCACAGACUCUGUGUCUAUCUUGUUGAAAAGGGGGUUUAUCUGGAAGUAACUUUGUUGCUGUCUUGUAGCUGCCAGGGGGUCAUACUGAUAGCAAUAUUUAUUACAUGUAUGGUAUGUGUUACCCCUUUAAGCCCAACAAAAAAACCCAAAACUGUAUUUGCAUGUUUGUAGAGAGCUUUCCUAAAAGCUGUCACCACUACUGAAAGCAAAAUGUAGAACUGAUUGAUACUCCAUGUGCUGGUGUGACAAACAAAGCAGAAAAAAGUUCCACUUUGAUCUCAGAGCAGCGAUUCCAGAUAAUCCUCUGGAGUUUGUCACAGCAGCUGAGUUUAAGCUGUUCCAUUGAACGGUUCCUAGGGUAAGGAAACUUAGGAUAUAUGUUUAGUUUUGAGCAAUCCACGAGGUAAGAUCCACCAGGAGCACAUUAACUAUCCCCAUUUGCCACUAGGAUGCAGCCUGGUUUCCCAGUGAUGCCAUGGGAGUUGGGGGGAGGAGGGAGGCAGUGACCAAAGCAGAGGUGGUGUUCCAGAUAGAGGAAUGAUGUAGGUAAGUAUUCUCUUGGUCCUCAACUCAUAUACCUCUUACUAAAGAGCAUUUGAUGCUGCAUUCCUCUGCUAAACAAUGUAUAUAGAGAAUUUGUUCUUUCCAAACAGCUGAUCUGAAACAAGUGCUUCAACUGCUAACAGAGCUCAGUACUCACCAGGGGAUGAGGGGGAGCAAAGCUGUAGAGUGCCUCUGUGACUGUCUAGAGUACAAACAGACCUGUCAUCAACAUGCAGAGAUUUUUUUUUUUAUAUGGCCUUGAACAA
Messenger RNA from Indicator indicator, 2274 nucleotides. It is a transcript of the gene RNF13, whose product is annotated as ring finger protein 13. NCBI's taxonomy places the organism in Eukaryota, Metazoa, Chordata, Aves, Piciformes, Indicatoridae. The coding region runs from base 55 to 1200 and encodes 381 amino acids. Gene Ontology annotation, molecular function: ubiquitin protein ligase activity. The record is from RefSeq and is a predicted model, not a curated record. Gene Ontology annotation, biological process: positive regulation of DNA-templated transcription; ubiquitin-dependent protein catabolic process; protein ubiquitination. Gene Ontology annotation, cellular component: nucleoplasm; cytoplasm. The transcript is spliced from 10 exons.